UUGGGUUCGUGGUUGUUUUCGAUUUACGUCUUCUUUGCUGUUCUCUCUCUCUCUCUCUCUCGUCUCUGUUUAGUGGCUUGGUAGUUUGGGAAGGAUUAUGCUUCGUUCCCUCCUUCCUCCUCCUCCAACAUCGCUGUUAUUAAAGUUUUGGGGCUCUGGAAAGAAUGAGCAAUGAUGAGUUCCCUCCUUUAUUUGGAACAUGGCAACACAGUCAAGCUGAUAGGAGCCCAAUAGUGCUGGCUCUUAGGGCUGGGUUCUCUUCUCCCAGUGAAUCAAGCAUCUUGGCUUCUCUAGAAUCCCUUUCUUUUGGGGUGAUGCGACCCGCAAGUGGCUCCACCGUGGUGCCGAAGCUCACCACUGAAAACCAACAGAUGGUGAUGGCCCACAAGUUGAAUGGGAGCAACUAUCUAGAGUGGUCAUAAAGUGUCCUAAUGUGCCUAAGAGAUCGACGCAAGGGGAAAUAUAUAAAUGGCCAAGCGCCACAACCACAACUAAACAACGCCUCUUUUUAUACAUGGUUUGUUAGAAAUGACUAGGUCAUGACUUGGUAAUGCAACUCAAUGACACUAGGGAUCAGCAAAGGUACUUGUUGGCUAGGACGGUUGAGGAAAUCUGGGAUGUUGCUAAAAGAACCUACUCUUCAGUUGGCAACAAAGCUGCACUCUACCAAUUAAACAAACAACUUUGGGAGCUUGAACAAGGUAUGAUGACUGCAACACAUUAUUUUAGUGCUCUCAUGAGAAUUUGGCAACAACUCGAUUUAUUUGAGGUACAGUCAUGGACAUAUAUUGAGGAUGCUCAAUACUAUAGAGAACUAAUUGAAAGAGAAAGAACAUAUGAUUUUUUGUUAGGACUAACUGAGUUUUCUGAAGAUGUUAGAGACCAAGUUAUGGGCCUCAAGCAUGUGCCUUCAUUGUUUGAAUCAUUUAACAUGGUCAAGUGUGAGGAAAGCAUAACGUAACUCACCCAAGCCCCUAUCACACAAGUUGAGGCAUCUGUACUUGUCUUUAAAGGAGCCAAUAUGUGAUUAUUGCAACAACAAGGGUCACACUAAAGAAAUCUGUCGGAAACUCUAUGGAAAACCACUUAACAUGAACAACAAACAAAGAUAAGAAAAGAAGAGCUACCGUGCAGAAAAGAAAGAAGAGGAAGGAGAGAGGGAAGAACUCCAGUUAUUAAGGCGAGUCCUAGAAAAACAAAGCAGUCUUCCCAACACCAACUUGGUACAGUCAGAAGGUAAGCAGUGUCUAAGCAUCAUUGAACCCAGACCAGGAGGUAGCUAUGUACAAACAAGAUGUUCCUUCCACUAUUUUGAUGGGUCUGCCAAACUAUGGGCCAAGUGUCUAAGAGAAAUGACAAAGGAAAAGGAUCAGGCCCAAACCUGAACAUAGCAUACAAGACUAAAAGUGGAGGGCAGAAUGGGAAAGAUUGAUGGCCAACGAAUUUCUGACAAUAGCAGGGUAGUGGGAAUGCAUAUAAAGGCUGUAGGGCGAGUUGUGAGAGGGUUGCAGUGACAGCAUUUAUCUUAAAUAUCUAUUCCUGUUUUAAGUUUCUAUGCUGAAAUCUUUCCCCUUUAACUCAUUCAUGUGAAGAAGUGUAAGGAGGCUUUGUAUGAAACCUUUUAUUCUAGAGAACGGAGGAAGAGUAGGUAUUUGUCCUAUCCCUACACAAACAUGGCAGCAGGACACAAAGGUUUGACUGUUAAAACAGAAGACUCAGAGACUCCAAGCCAUUGUCAUCAAGUACAAGGUUCAAGGGCAGCUAAUAAUCGUUCUAACAGAUCUCCUAUAACUGCUAAAUCUAGUAAGAAGAAAUUACGAAGUAAAUGGUGCAGAAAACACGUCCGAUGGAGUACUAUGUCUAGCAGUCAAGAAUUCAUAAAUGCAUCUUCAUCAGAAUUGCUUUUCGGCCUUUACUCUAAAGCUCUUGAUUGUAAUUUUUCAUACAAGAAUAGCAAAUCUGAUUUAGUUGAGUGGUUCUUUAGCGCAUAUAGAUUAUCAACAUUCCAUGAUGAGGCUGAACUUGCUGCUAUCCUGGAAAAUCAUAAGAGUAGAAAUACAGGGACACCAAUCAGAAAUGGUUCCCUAAAGGUCAAUAGUGAGCCGGAGGAAAAGAAAAAGAAAUUGGAACCAACACGGAGGCGCAGGAAUAAAUCCCUUCCAAGCCAAUCAGAUGUGAAUAAAAAGAUUGCUGCAAGUGAAUAUCUCUCAGGAUGUACUGCAAAAAUGAAUAACAUAAGGCCAGAGGAGACCAUGGAAGAUGUAAAACCAGCACUUCCGUUGCAAAAUGUUAGGUCAACAACUUGUGCAGGGAGCAGCAGAGCUAAACGUAGUUUAGCAGCACCUAAAGCUUCCAGACCUAAAAAGACAAAGAAGAUAAAAGUUUCUCUGGAUGAUCCAAGAACUAAAGUCUCUUCAAACUUACCUGAUGGGGGUGAAAAAAGCAAUAAAAGCAGUUCAUUUGUAAUAGAUCUGCAGAUGGUGCCCCCACCUAGAAGCGGUAUUCCUGAAAAAAUAAGUGGUGAGAAUAAGGUUGAAAUAAAUUUGACAGGUUCAAAUCCAGAGUUAUAUGCCUCCCAGUUAGGUGGGGUUGGAAAUCUUGAUAAUGGGCUCUCUGCUACGAAUCCACCAGCGGAGCAUCUCAAGACUAAGCAUGCGACGGUCAUACCAGAUUUAAAUGAUAUUGGCUUUGAGGGAGACAAUGGCUUUUCACCUGACCUGAAAUCCAACCACAACCAGAGGAUGAACCAAGAACCUAAAUCAGAACUGUCAAGAAGCAUUUCUUCUGGUAUGGAAGUCAUUCAAACAAUUAAUUACAAUAGAAUGGAGAUCAAUGGAUCUUGUCUUCUCCUCCAAUUUCACCCUGGAGUUUGUUUGCCUUCAAAAGAUGAUCUAUUAUCUACAUUUUGUCAAUUCGGUCCCUUGAAUGUACCUGAAACACAGAUAUUGAAAGACAGUCAUGCUCAAAUUGCUUUUCUAAAAGGUGCAGAUGUAGAAGAAGCAUUUCGUAAUCUAAAGCAGAACAAGCAAUUUGGGGCAACCAGUAUUGAUCACAAUGAUCCUUCUGAAACUAUUGCAUCAUUAAAACAAUGUGAGACAAUGACAGGACAUUCUGGAUCCAUGCUACCGCAUUGUGGUAGACCUUCACUUGACUACAUUAAGCAUAACUUGGAGAUGAUGGCUUCAAUCCUUGAGAAGAAAGGGCAUGGUAUUUCACCGGAAAUGAGAGACAAAUUGGAGGGAGAAAUAAAAAGCCUCAUGGAAAAAGUGAACUCUAUUGGUUCUCUCCCUGUCAAAGACUAGGUGUUUGGACUUGGAUCCCAAGAUUAGUUUGUCUCCCAUUGUUGUAGCACGUGCUUGGGGUUCAGCUAUUGCAUUUAUGACCUUAAAUUAUUUUUUUCAUUAAUCAUGUCGAACUGGUGUUAAAGACACUGGUUAGGGAAACACGAUAUUGAUGUUGCUACUAGGAUGUCUUUUUCUGUUUUCUUUUUUAGAAUUAUUAUUAUAAUUAAGAGCAAUCUUGUGGCAUCCCCCCCCGGGGGGUUUUCAUGCUUUUUGUUUUUGUCAAUGGAACUUUGGUUGAGUAGUAAGAAAUUCACGAAGAGUUUGUUGGUUCAAACAUAGUUGGUGGAUCAAAUUAUGCUGAGAGCUGCUGCUUAUUUAAA
Neltuma alba is the source of this 3664-nucleotide messenger RNA. Its product is annotated as serine/threonine-protein kinase ATM. NCBI's taxonomy places the organism in Eukaryota, Viridiplantae, Streptophyta, Magnoliopsida, Fabales, Fabaceae. The transcript is spliced from 6 exons. The record is from RefSeq and is a predicted model, not a curated record. The coding region runs from base 1674 to 3302 and encodes 542 amino acids.